Molecule: messenger RNA, 522 nt
Organism: Trichomonas vaginalis G3
Lineage: Eukaryota; Parabasalia; Trichomonadida; Trichomonadidae
Exons: 1
Coding region: 1-522 (173 amino acids)
Source: RefSeq, a predicted model, not a curated record
AUGAAGUCUUGCCAAAACGUCUACCCUGUCAAAAUUGAAGUUGGAGACAGAAGAUACGUGGUUUUAAGAGUUAAUGGUAAAUUCAAGGGUCAAUUUGAUUACUUCAAGAAUUUAAUGGAUUCAUGCACAAAGGAAUUUUAUGAUAACCUUUUAACAUAUUUUAUCAAUUACGACCUUUCAUCAUUUAAUGUACGAAUCAUACCGAUGACUGAAGCCAAACAAGAUUUAAUUGAAUUAUCAACAAAUCCUUUAGAUGUAUGGAUAAAUACACAUUAUGAUGAAUUGUGUGCAGGUAUGACAUAUAAAAAUGCUCUAUUCUGCAAACCAUCAGACAUGAAAGACAAAAACUUUCAAAUGAGCAUUAAGGAUAAAUGUGAUAAGAAACAGAGAAGAAUAGAUGGUAAACAAACAUGGUGUUAUGUUUUGAAAGAAGAAAUGAAAGGAUUAUAUAAACAGGUUGAACCAAACGAUAAUGAGGAUUCAUUUACUGACGAUGAAAUACCUGUAAAUGAUGCUUUAUAA